This is a messenger RNA of Penicillium lagena, 1878 nucleotides long. RefSeq names its product WD40 repeat domain-containing peptidylprolyl isomerase. The record is from RefSeq and is a predicted model, not a curated record. Gene Ontology annotation, molecular function: peptidyl-prolyl cis-trans isomerase activity; protein binding. Bases 1 to 1878 code for a protein of 625 amino acids. Gene Ontology annotation, biological process: protein folding; protein peptidyl-prolyl isomerization. Lineage: Eukaryota; Fungi; Ascomycota; Eurotiomycetes; Eurotiales; Aspergillaceae. The transcript has 3 exons.
AUGGCAGAUGCUGCCAAUCCCCCCAGCAAGCGACCGCACUCGGCUGUCGAUGCAGACGAGAAUGGCGCCGACGACUCCUCCGACGAUGACUUCGGUCCUGCGCUGCCCUCCGAGGUAGCUCCCAAAAAGAAGCGACGGAAGCUGCCCUUUGAGAAAAUCUAUGUGAAGGCACUGCCAGCCUCGGCGCGGUACUCCAAGUCGCUCAUGCACAAGGAGCAAUUGUCCUUCGCGACAGUCACGCCAUUCACCGACUUUGUGAUCACCAGCUCUGUGGACGGGGUGGUCAAGUUUUGGAAGAAGAUGGCUGAGGGGAUCGAGUUCGUCAAGGAGUUUCGCGCGCAUCCUGGCGAAAUUCGGAGUGUCAGCGUCAGCGCCGACGGCCGCAGUUUUGCGACCGCCGGAGCUGAUAAGACGGUCAAGAUUUUCGAUGUGAUUACUUUCGAUCUUCUGUCCAUGUAUACGCUCGAGUUCAUGCCGCGGUGUGUCUGCUGGGUACACCGGCGCGGAGCUUCUCUGCCGCUGUUGGCAGUGACCGAUGAAUCGAGCAGUACAGUGCAGGUGUUUGAUGGCCGCGGCGAGAACCCCCAACCUCUCCACACCGUGACCACCAUUCACCGCAGCCCCGUGGUGUCGUUGGCCUUUAACAACGCAUACGACUGCGUCGUCUCAGCGGACGAGUCCGGAAUGAUCGAGUACUGGCGUGCCGGGGACGGAUCAUUUGAGAAACCAGACAAUGUCUUCGACUUGAAGUCAUCAACAAAUUUGUUUGCGUUCAAAAAGGCCAAAUCUACGCCCACAGCCAUCACGAUCUCACCGUCCGGUGACCAAUUCGCCACGGUUUCAUUCCCAGACCGCCAGGUGCGCGUAUUCGACUUUGCGACGGGAAAGCUUUACCGUACCUACGACGAGUCGCUGGCAACAAUCACGGAUAUGCAACAGGCCGGGACUGCGCCGUACACUCUGGACGCGGUGGAAUUCGGGCGGAGGCUCGGAGUCGAACGGGAACUUGAAGGAGGAUCGACACGCAACAAGGUCAAUGUCAUAUUUGACGAGUCCGGCCACUUUUUGAUGUACGGGUCGUUGUACGGGAUCAAGUGCAUCAAUACGUACACGAACCGUGUGGUGCGGGUUUACGGACGUGAAGAGCCCUUCCGUGCUUUGAACCUGGCCCUCUAUCAGGGCCAGCCGCAGCGGAAAGGAGUGGUGACGGUCUCAAUGGCUGCCAGCAGCAACCCACUUCUCCAGGAAGCGGAAGAGCGCGAUCCAAUUCUCGUGUCUACGGGAUUCGCCAAGUUGCGCUUCUACAUGUUCACCAACGAAACAGACAUUUCACGGUCGAGUCGCGACGUCCAGAACGAGAAACCCACACAGGCCGCUGGCGGCACCGGUGCGGCCGCGGCCAAGACGGGCGAGAGUGGUACGGCUGCCAUUCUGCACACGACGAUGGGCGAUAUCCAUCUGCGCCUGUUCCCUUCUGCCGCCCCGCGGACAGUCGAGAACUUUGUGACGCACGCGCGGAAGGGCUAUUACAACAACACGAUUUUCCACCGGGUGAUUCGCAAGUUCAUGAUCCAGGGUGGCGACCCUCAAGGUGACGGGACAGGCGGCGAGUCCAUCUGGGGCGGGGAGUUUGCGGACGAGUUCUCGAGUUUGAAACACGACAAGCCCUACACACUCUCGAUGGCCAAUGCGGGGCCGAACACGAAUGGUAGUCAGUUCUUCAUCACGACGGAGAAGACACCGUGGCUGGACAACAAGCAUACCGUUUUUGGUCGUGCGGUCCAGGGUCUGGACAUUGUGCACAAGAUCGAGAACGUCAAAACCAAAGACGAGAAGCCCGAGGUCGACAUCAAGAUCGUCAGCAUCUCCAUCUCUUGA